Syngnathus typhle (broad-nosed pipefish) is the source of this 2307-nucleotide messenger RNA. RefSeq names its product nucleoporin 62 like (gene nup62l). Gene Ontology annotation, cellular component: nuclear pore; nuclear pore central transport channel. Gene Ontology annotation, molecular function: structural constituent of nuclear pore; phospholipid binding. The record is from RefSeq and is a predicted model, not a curated record. The coding region runs from base 366 to 2081 and encodes 571 amino acids. The transcript is spliced from 2 exons. Gene Ontology annotation, biological process: protein import into nucleus; RNA export from nucleus. Lineage: Eukaryota; Metazoa; Chordata; Actinopteri; Syngnathiformes; Syngnathidae.
UGGAAUCGUGGCAGUUCCAAAUAAAAAAUGACCAAACGACUUUUAGAAAUGACAGAACAUUCAAAGAAGAAAGAGAAAACGGAAGCGGUCGUGUAUGUCGUCACUUCCGAUAGCAAUAGCAUACAGCUCCUACUGUGUGACGAUGGAACGAAUGUUGGAGCCACGUUUUUGACUGUGAAGUGCAAUUAGUCUGCGAUCGCCGCUCAUUAUUGUAAUGACAACUGACCUGUGAUCUAUUUAUUACAAGCUUCGCUGUGUAGGGAGCGCAAACCUCAACUUUCCAGUAAGUUGCAGCCGUGACCCGCCAAAAAAGGCAGCGAGGUGCGUGAACCAUUUUGUCAGCCGCUAUCGUCCGGUGAGCGACAAUGAGUGGCGGCUUCAACUUCGGACAGCCUUCCACCGCCAAGACCACAGCUCCAGCAGCACCCGCCACGGGAGUCGGCCCGACCACAACGUCCACUCCCGCAGUCGCCGGAACCAGUGGCGGUGGCGGCGGCUUCUCCUUCGGCUCGUCCACUCAACCCGCCGCUAGUAGUGCACCGAGCGGCGGCGGCCUCGCAUUUGGAACCCCCACCGCCACUACCAAUCAAUCAACCCCGGCUGCAGGUAUCUUCUCACCGGCGGUGUCGUCGUCUGGCUUCGGUCUGACCUCGGGUGCGCCUGCAGGGGGAGUCUUCUCCUUUGGGACCCCAGUGCCAACCCAACCGGGAGCAGCAGCGGCGGCUGCGCCUGCAGGGGGAGUCUUCUCCUUUGGGACCCCAGUGCCAACCCAACCGGGAGCAGCAGCGGCGGCUGCGCCUGCAGGGGGAGUCUUCUCCUUUGGGACCCCAGUGCCAACCCAACCGGGAGCAGCAGCGGCGGCUGCGCCUGCAGGGGGAGUCUUCUCCUUUGGGACCCCAGUGCCAACCCAACCGGGAGCAGCAGCGGCGGCUGCGCCUGCAGGGGGAGUCUUCUCCUUUGGGACCCCAGUGCCAACCCAACCCGCAGCAGCAGUGGCACCCACGACAAAUGUAUCUGCAGGUCACCCAUCCGGAGCGUUCAGCUUUGGUGGAAGCAAGGUCCAAGUCACCACAGUGACAGCCACAACAAGCGCACCAGGGAGUAGCUUCGCUUUUGGGUCAAGUGCUGCUCCUAACCUCACACUGGGUCCCCAAACCAUCUCCACCACUAUAGCCUCAGCUCCACAGGCUGGAGGUUUCACCCUGGGGAUUAAACCCUCACCAACCCCGGCUCCCCCUGCAGCGACCCCAGUGGCUCCAUUUCUGUUCUCGACCCCAGCAUCAACAGCUGCAGCCCCCGCAAUCGGGUCUGGUUCUAGUUUCGGCACCACUCCGACUCCUGCGGCGGCACCGACUGCAACGACCACUGCCGCCGUGUCGGCCCCCACCGCCCUGGCUGCAACCACCACAUCAAGCUUCUCGCUAGGACCUGUCAUCACCACGACCGCAGCUACAGUGGCCACCACCCUCCCGACGACCACUGCCCCUGCUGUGAUGACCUAUGACCAACUGGAGGGCCUCUUGAAUAAGUGGAGCCUGGAGCUGGAAGAUCAAGAGAGACACUUCAUCCAGCAGGCCACUCAAGUCAACGCAUGGGACCGCAUGCUGGUGGCGAAUGCUGAGAAGAUCACGUCCCUGCACAAGGAAAUGGAGAAGGUGAAGCUGGACCAGAAAAGGCUCAACCAGGAGGUGGACUUCAUCCUGUCCCAGCAGAAGGAGCUGGAGGAUCUGCUGUGCCCGUUGGAGGAAUCUGUCAAAGAGCCGAGCGGCACCAUCUACAUGCAAAAUGCAGACGAGGAGCGUGAGAGGACGUACAAGUUCGCGGAGAACGUGGAUGCGCAGCUCAAGAGGAUGUCACAAGACCUGAAGGAGAUCAUCGAGCAUCUCAAUACGUCCAGCGGUCCUGCCGACACCAGCGACCCGCUUCAACAGAUUUGCAAAAUCCUCAACGCCCACAUGGAUUCCCUGCAGUGGAUCGACCAAAAUUCCAUUCUCCUGCAGAGACGAGUGGAGGAGGUGUCCAAACUGUGUGACAACCAACGCAAAGAGCAGGAGAAGCCCUUCCGGUUAACCUUUUACUGAGCACACACACACUUUUUAGUGUUUGACAAAAUAUUUUUGUCUUUGUAGGCAGUCAUCAUUAUUGCUCUUUACGUUUUUGUCAGCUGUCAACCAGGAUGCAAUAUUUUCAACAUUUUUUUAUACAACAGAAAAUUUGUUCCAAGUUAAUGUCCAAAAUAUUGAAUACAUGUUUUAGAUAUUUUUGGAUGAAUUAAAUAAAAUACCAAAAGAUUCAAUCACAAGAGAA